AGAAACUUAAAAGUGCAGUUCAUUAGAUAGUUAUCAUUUCCGGCAAAGGCGAGGAGAAGAUCGUUCAGAUAUUCUAGACAAAAAAGACUGCGUGCCUAGAACGAGACUGAAAUCAGACAGAGACGACGACGCAGACAUGGCCUCAGCUUGCAGCAUCCUGUAUGAAGAACAGGUCCUGUGUUCAAUCUGCCUCAGUGAGUUCAAAGAGCCCGUCUCCACUCCAUGUGGACACAACUUCUGCAAGGGCUGCAUCACCCAGUACUGGAACAGUCAGGACAGUAGACCUGCACAGUGUCCCCUCUGCAAAAAGAAGUUGGGCAAUAAACCGAAGCUGCAGGUUAAUUCAGAGUUCAGAGACGUGGUGGAGCAUUUCAACCAUACGAGAUUAAAGACUGGUCCCAAGAUUGUUGCCCAACCAGGAGAGGUUCCAUGUGACAUCUGCACCGAACCCAAGCUCAAAGCCCACAAGACGUGCCUGGUGUGUUUGGCCUCGUAUUGCAAGCCACACCUGGAGUCCCACCAGAACCUGAAGAAGCACAAGCUGAUCGAUCCUGUGUCCAACCUGGAGGACAGGGUGUGCAAGAAGCACGACAAGAUGCUGGAGCUCUUCUGCCGCACAGACCAGAAGUGUGUUUGCAUAAUGUGUUUAAAUGACGACCACACGGGGCACGAGGCUGUCCCACUGGAGUGCGGCUUCAAAGACAGGAGAGGCAUGUAUGAGAAUGUGACCUUAGACAUGAAAAAGACGGAGAACUCCAAAUCACAGAGUGUUAAAAAACUCAAAGAUUCAGUUCAGAAGAGCAGGAAAAUAUCCGUCAACGACAUUGGACAGAUUGCAGAAGUUUUGGCAGCCCUGGUGCUUUCUUUACAAAAAAAGCAGGAUGAACUGGUUAGAGCAAUCAAACAGAAGCAGAUAGAAUCAGAGAAACAAACUGAAGGUCGGAUCACUCUGCUGGAGCAACACCUUUCUGAUUUGAGAAAAAGAAGGUCUGAAAUUGAGCAACUGAUAAAGUCAGAAGACUAUCUUUACCUGCUGCAGAACUGUCCAUCCAAUUUUACAUCUGCGAAUGCCACUCUGUUAGACCCACUUACUGAACAGCACACCUAUGCAGGGUUGGUGAAACAGUCAGUAGGUCAAAUAAAAAAGAGCAUCAAUAGGGAGAUAGACAUGCUGAUUCAGAAGAUCAGUUCGUCUGAUUGCUGUGGAGCUGAAAACAUGAGACCUUCUACCCCAAAUGUGUGGCGUCCGCCGAAGGACAAGCUGAUGAUGAUCCAGCAAUGCAAUGCAGUCGAUGUGACUCUGAACUCCUAUAGCGCCCACCCAUACAUCAUUGUAUCCGCAGAUGGGAAGACACUGAGCUAUAGACCAACAGAGCACUUCUUUACUCCUUUGGGCUGGCGAUUCAGACAUUACUAUGCUGUUCUGGGAAAUGAAGGUUUUUCUUCAGGUCGGUUCUACUACGAAGUUGAGGUCAACCUGAACAGAUCCUGGACCUUGGGAGUGGUCAAAGAGUCCAUUAACAGGGAUGAGUUGUUCCCAUUCACACCUGAGCAUGGAGUUUGGGUAUUUUUGGGCUCGCUGUGUCCACCAAACAUCAGGAGAAUUGGUGUAUUUGUUGAUUACGAGAGGGGAGAAGUCUCCUUCUACAACACAGAGACCAGGGAUCUGUUGCAUUCCAUCGCAGGAUGUUGCUUCACUGAGACAAAAACAGGACUGCAAGCUUUUCUUUACUCUGUUGUUGGACUCUCCACUGUUCACAGACCAAAGCUCCACCCUUUCUUUUUACUAAGUGGAUUUUUGUCUGAUAGUCUUACUAUCACUCCUGUGGAAUGUACAUCCCAAGAUGCUUGAGAAGUGUUUUUCUUUUACUCAAAUGAAUAUUUUUGAUAGUUCCUACUAUCCCUUAUAUACAAUAGCGAGCAAUAGUGGAACAUUUCUCUGUAACAUGUCUUCCUUACAAGUUCUCAACAUCCAUCAGAUCUCCAAAAAUACAUAUUAAAAUAAAACAAAGUCUUCCUUUAAAUCUCUGGGAGACUGAGAAUAUUUUACAACCAAACUAUCAAAAAUUGUGGAACUUAUGUGCGAAACUCUGACUUUGUUUCAACAAUUUAAUGAAUUUUAAUUAGUCUAAUUAUUUGUAAACGCACACGUAUACAGCGUCUUAUCUGUGUUUGAAAAAUUAAAAAAAAUUUUUGUUUCAAGCCAGUUUUUAAAUGCAUUCAUCUAUAUGAAACGAUAAAUGUGUUGCAAAUACAUAAUGCAUAAAUUAUAGAUUUCAAAUAAUACUAUAUUAUAGUACCUAUAAAUACAUACAGGGAUUUUAACGUAUAUGUGAGGGGGCACUAAUUUACUGUGUGUAAUUAGAACUGUGCAGUUGCCUGCAACUGAUUGGGUCAGCAGGUCACUGCUUUUACUGACCGCGAUCUGUGUCAUGUGACUAACAUUUAAUGGUCACAUGACAUGUGAUAUAGAUACAUGAUGUAGAAACGUAGAAAUAGAUAUUUAAAUCUACAUCACAGUAUUUUUUAGACAGUCUUUGAAUGUAGGUCCUCUGUGAUAAUUUGGUCACUUUCUCUUUUCUUUAUCGUGUUGUGGUGGGAUGGUGUUCCCCCCUCCCCACUCUGCGCACCGGGUGCAGCAGGAAGCGCACCAUUGAUUGGUGGGCGGGGCAGAUGCCUAUAUAGUUGGGCGGGCCGCUGCAAGGUGCGUGCGUCUUUGUUUCUCCCACUGUUGCUGCGGUCGGCGGCUACAUGUCGGCUUGUGGGUUUGGUCGACUCAUCUGCGAUCUGUUGCUCUGCUGGCGUUGCCGCCUGCAGCUGGGGGUUGCUGUGGCGGGCGGCUUCAAUCUGGUCCUCACCUGCUGACCCGCUUCCUCCCGGGUUAGGCUGUGUUUCCACCCCUGGGUAAGCUACCUGUUUAAUGUUUUUCUUAUAUGGAUCCACAGUUAAUGGGCUUUCUGUUUCAGGCACUUGAUUGUGUUUGGAGCUGCAGCGCUUUGGACGCUCUGCUGUCUUGUCUUGUUUGAUUGGGCCACUCAAAUAAACCUGUUGCGGAUUGGGCAGGCUGUGUGUGCGGGGCAUUUCUCCUCUGGCCCCAUCGAAGGGCAUUUGGAAGCGGAUGACAACGACUUGUUCCUUGUUUUGUUUUGUGAUUGAAGUUACUAAUUUGUUUGGUUUUGAUUUACUAAUUUGUUUUGCAUUGCAUGUUUUUAUUUCUUUGGAAUAAUUGAACUUGUCUGUCCUGUUUCCUUUUGUCCCAGGGACCGAGUAGUGGGCCUGAAGCCUCGUUUUUAAAAGGAAUUGUUUUAAAGGAAUUGUUAAAUAAAAUAUUGUGCACUGAAAGGUCUGUGUUCGGGUGCAUCUUGUUAAUUUUAAAAAGAUCUCCACCUGCUGGUCACAGU
This is a messenger RNA of Poecilia latipinna (sailfin molly), 3401 nucleotides long. RefSeq names its product E3 ubiquitin-protein ligase TRIM39-like. Gene Ontology annotation, molecular function: zinc ion binding; protein binding. The record is from RefSeq and is a predicted model, not a curated record. NCBI's taxonomy places the organism in Eukaryota, Metazoa, Chordata, Actinopteri, Cyprinodontiformes, Poeciliidae. The coding region runs from base 137 to 1852 and encodes 571 amino acids. The transcript is spliced from 2 exons.